Brenthis ino (lesser marbled fritillary) is the source of this 1821-nucleotide messenger RNA. The record is from the annotation of a GenBank genome assembly. Lineage: Eukaryota; Metazoa; Arthropoda; Insecta; Lepidoptera; Nymphalidae.
AUGGUAACGUUUGUAAAAAAUCGAAACAAACGAUAUGCCUACGAGAUAAUGCUUCAUACACCAGCGUUAGGUGAAGACGUCUUUGCUUUUGAAAAAUUCCGGACCUCCAAGGCAAGUCUGCACAAGUCCAAGGAGAAGGUUUCAUCUGACGGUGCUGAGGAAAAGCUACUGCAAAAGGAGGACGAGGCGAAAAUCACCACACGCGUAGAUAUGGCUGACGCCAAGUAUGUGGUCGGUGACCAUAGAAAUGGGGACGCUAAGAUAGAACUGGAUGCUAAUAAGCGGCAAUUCACCGGACUCACAAAGGAGGAACUGAUGAAGUAUGCAGAGGACCCAUUCUGGAUACGACUCCGGUGGUUCAUGUUCAUAUUGUUCUGGGCGCUGUGGCUGUGCAUGCUGGCGGGGGCCAUCGCCAUCAUCGUGAAGGCGCCCAAGUGCUCUCCGCCGCCACCACGCACAUGGUAUGAGAAGGGACCUCUAGUAGACAUGUCUUCGGUGGAAGACUACAAUGAUAUUAUCAAUGACCUGGAAACGCUGGAAAACUAUCAAGUAACCGGUAUAUUCGCGUUUGCGUGCAAAGAUUCAUAUGAAGUGCUGGAAGAACAAAGCUCUUGCCUCGACCAGUUCAAGCAGCUGGUGGAGAAGACCAAGAACGCCGGUGUGAAAGUGAUCGUGGACCUGACAGCAAACUUCGUGUCUAAAACGCAUCAGUGGUUCCAACAGAGCGAAAACGGUACAGCCCCAUACAGUGACUACUUCAUUUGGGCCAAAGGUCAGGAGUUCGACCCUGAGAAGUCCGAGCCAAAGCCACCUAACAAUUGGGUAUCAACACUAAACACACCAAUGUGGAGCUACAGCGAGAAGCGCAAGGAGUUCUACUUGCACCACUUUGAGGAGGAGCAGCCCGACCUCAACUUCCAUAACCCAGAAGUGGUGAAACAGUUCGACGCAGUCUUGAGGAUCUGGAUGCAAGCUGGUGCUGCUGGUGUUAGACUGGUGAAAGCUCGCGAGCUGCUGGUGAACAGCUCGCUGCCGGACGAGGCGGCGCGCGUGGGCAGCGGCAGCGCACCCGGCGCCGACCACACGCAGCACGCCUACUGGCGCCACCGACACACCAGCGACCAGCCCGCGCUCGACCCGCUGCUGGCACACUGGGCGCACAUGGUCGCCACCGCGCAGCCCGCCGAGGAGACGGUGUUCACGAUGGCGGAGGACGGGUCGCGCGCGGAGCUGUUCCUGCUGGAGCGCAACACUAGCGCGCUGCGGCCGCCCGCCGCCGCGCCGCGCGCCGUGCGGCCCGCUGCCGCCGCCGCCGCCGCGCUGGAGCCGCUGCUGCGGCGGUGGCCCCUGCUGCAGUUGACCGACGAAGGUGACGAGGAGGGUGAGCUGGCUGCGUUCGCCAUGUUGCUGCCCGCCGCGCCCGUCCUGGACAUUAAGCAGCUUCCCAAACAUGAGAACGACACAUCUGUUAGCGAGAGCCUGUCGCACGCGGUGUCGCUGCGCGCAGACGCCAGCGUGCAGCGCGGCCGCCACGAGCUUGCAGCUCUCGGCGCCGCGCCCGACCUGCUCGCCUGCGUCAGACUGGCGAAGGGGCACACGGGCUACGUGUCGGUAUACAACGCGGGCGCGGCGGAGGCGCGCGCCGACCUCGCGGCGCUGCGCGCGCUGCCCGCCGCGCUAUCCGUGCACCGCGUGUCGCGCCGCGUGCACGCCUACACCAACUACACUACAAACUUGUCGGUGGAUGCGAACGACGUGCUCGUCCCUCCGAAGUCAUCAAUUAUUUUUUCCUUUGUGCCCAAAACUGAAGGCAAGGAAGAG